This is a messenger RNA of Mycena citricolor, 2487 nucleotides long. Lineage: Eukaryota; Fungi; Basidiomycota; Agaricomycetes; Agaricales; Mycenaceae. The record is from the annotation of a GenBank genome assembly.
AAGCUUCAACUUCAACUAGGACUAUGCGCCUUUCACGUCUGGGAGUCCUCUCGGGUCUCCUCUCUCUUUCCUGGGCUGGCGCAACCGUCCAAAAACCCGGACUAGUCGUCCCUCCCGUCUAUGCGGGCCGACUUAACGACACGAAGGCCCUGUUCGUCGAAAGCUACGAGGCGUACCGCAAGUAUGCCUGGGGACACGACGACCUAGCGCCGUUGAGCAAGGGAUUCGUGGACAGUCGUAAUGGCUGGGGCUCGUCGGUCGUUGAUGCCAUGUCUACCAUGGUAAGCAAUAACUAUGCAUGUUCGGAAGACGGUUUCAAGCCAUCAUGCGAAGGUCAUCAUGGGAUUAGACGUACGUCCUCGCUAACACCCAUGCGUCCUCUCUUUGAUGCGUCUCCCCACGAACUGCAGGAAUACAUUGAAGAAGCUGUCAACUACACCAGCAUGAUCGACUUUACCCAGUCCCGUAUCCCGGGUGCUGUCAGCGUGUUCGAGACCACGAUCCGAUACCUCGGCGGCUUAUUAUCGUCGUACGAACUCAGUGGCAAGAAGUACCAAGUGCUCGUAGACAAGGCUAGGGAGGUGGCGGACAAGAUGGCCUUUGCCUGGGUCGGGGACAGCGUCAUUCCCUUCGGAUUCGUCGACUUCGAUUCCAACACCCCACUCUAUUUCACGUCCAACAUUGCCGAGGCUGGGACCCUGAGCCUAGAGUGGUACCUGCUCAGCAAGUAUACGAAGAACACCACAUAUGCGGAUUUGUCUGUUGCACCCGUCAUCCAUAUCGCGAAUCUGCCCUCUCCUCUUCCUGGUUUAGCUGCUCAAGGCAUCAACCCGGUCACUGGUGAAUUUAUCGGUGGAUAUGUGACUUGGGGCGCCGCCAGCGACUCGUACUUCGAAUACCUCGUCAAGUACGCUCGCUUAACCAACACCGACAAUUCAAUCUUCAUCAACACUUGGAAGGCAUGUCUCACUGGCGAGAACCGUUUUCUGGCUAAAUGUUGCGUCAGACCGCCGUUGACUCUUCGAUCAGGACUUUGCUCAAAAAAUCGACGGUCGGAAACUUUACGUAUCUCGCCGAUUACGACGACGGCAAGAUUCGGCCUAUCAGCUCGUAUGUCCCCGGGUCAUGUCUACGCUGUCGCAGAGAUGGAGCUGAACGUUCUCGAGUCACUUGGCUUGUUUCCAUGCCGGGAACUGGCUGCUGGGUUCCAUUACACAGGCGGUCGAUUGCUGAACAACCAGACGAUUGUAGACAUCGCAUUGGAGCUGAAUGAGGGCUGCUGGAACUCUUAUGCAAGCACAGCGACUGGUAUCGGGCCAGAAGCUUUUGCAUUCAUCAGCACCGACAGCAAUGCCACCGACGGCAGCGUGUCAGAGGACCAGCUCAAAUUCUAUUCUGAGCAUGGCUUCUACAUCACCAACAGCAAAUAUGUGAUGCGGCCCGAAGUGCUUGAAUCGAACUUCCAUGCCUGGCGCGUGACGGGGGACACCAAAUAUCUCGACCGCGCAGGCGACGCGAUCGACUCGUUUUUCAAAUAUCUCCCCGCGCCCGUCGCCUAUGGUCCGCUCGUGGACGUCAACAACGCAACUGGUGGCCUGAUCGAUGACAUGGAGUCGUUCUGGUUCGCAGAAGUGCUCAAGUAUCUAUACUUGACCUUCGACGAUCCCGACAACAUCAGUCUGGAUAAGUAUGUAUUCAACACCGAGUGCCAGCCGUUCGAGGCGCCUCCCGCGCUCAAGUCGUAUGACACGCCGGGAAGACUGACUUUCGUGGCCCAACAAUCUUAAGUAACUUCGUCGCGGUAUAUGUCGAAUACUGGGAUGAUUCUAUCUACCCUGAGAUAAGAUAAGGACUAGUUCCCGAUAUGGAACGGCUACGUCACUUGGUAUUCCUCCACCAAUAUCCAACGAAAACGACACACGAUGUCCCAGAUGUGUCAAGACGAAGCUUGCGCACUCCAAUCCUGCUUGAACAAAAACACGUACAAGCCAGAGAAAUGUGACGAGCAUCUACGGGCGUUAUAUAUGUGCUGCCAGACAAUGUACGAUGCAAACGAAAAGGCGGAAAGCACCGCAUGUCCAAUCCCCUCUGUAGUCAAGAGAUGGAUCAAGGACCACCCCAAGAAACCCUAGCGCUACACGAGUCUGUCGACUGUUUUCUCCUGGAAUGUGCCAUUACGAACGAUUUGAAUAUUAGUACAAUGGUAUACUGGGGGCUAGAGAAUGAUGACAAGCAGCAAGAGCACUGCAAGAAUUAUGAUCAGGAAGAUGAUACAGUAUCCACUGCCCUUUUCCUCGGACUGCCUCAUGAACCGCUUCAUGCGGUUCAUCGCAUCGUCAAGUUUUGAGUCGGUCCGGUCCACGCCACGUUCGAGAUCGUCUAGCAUUCUACGAAGAGUCAGCGAUACUCGGGGGAUGACAACAAGCUGGGACGCACUCGUUGUGUUCGAGAAUCUCCUGGCCCAUGAACCCAGCCUGUUGCGCCAGC